Podarcis raffonei (Aeolian wall lizard) is the source of this 858-nucleotide messenger RNA. RefSeq names its product mitochondrial ribosomal protein L13 (gene MRPL13). The coding region runs from base 77 to 616 and encodes 179 amino acids. Gene Ontology annotation, biological process: negative regulation of translation; translation. Gene Ontology annotation, cellular component: mitochondrial large ribosomal subunit; ribosome. The record is from RefSeq and is a predicted model, not a curated record. NCBI's taxonomy places the organism in Eukaryota, Metazoa, Chordata, Lepidosauria, Squamata, Lacertidae. Gene Ontology annotation, molecular function: structural constituent of ribosome; mRNA binding. The transcript is spliced from 7 exons.
CACGCCGCCCUCCUUCCGCUGGCGGCCGGCAAGAGAGGCCCCUUGGACGGCGAGGCCUCAGCCUCCGGGAGCCGCCAUGGCCAGCUUCACCAAGGCCGCGCAGCAAUGGGCCACGUUUGCUCGAGCCUGGUAUCUUAUAGAUGCGAAGAUGCAACCGCCAGGAAAAAUUGCAGCCAUCACUGCCAUCAGACUUCAGGGGAAGCAUAAGCCUGUGUACCAUGCACUAAGUGACCUUGGAGAUCAUGUUGUCAUAAUAAACACAAGGCACAUUGCUUUUUCCGGGAACAAAUGGGAGCAGAAGGUGUAUUCAUCACAUAGUGGAUACCCUGGUGGCUUCAAACAGGUGACAGCAGCUCAGCUUCAUCUAAGGGACCCAACUGCAAUUGUAAAACUGGCUACGUAUGGAAUGCUCCCCAAAAACCUUCUCAGAAGAACUAUGAUGCAAAGGCUGCACAUCUUUGCAGAUGAUGUAAUCCCCGAAGAAAUACGCAAGAAUCUUGUAGAGGUGCUUCCGCAGCCCCGCAAAGUGCCCAAGAGGUUUGACGAAUAUACGCAAGAGGAAAUCAAUGCUUUCCCAAGGCUCUGGAAUCCACCUAAAGAUUUUCGACCAGCAUAGCAGGAAGAGUGUGAAAGAAUGGGAACAGGAGCCUACAUGCUUCGUCUUCUAGAAGAUAAAAGCCAUCCAGCAUUUCACAGUUUAGUUAAUUGCAUAAAGCUUUAAUUGUCUGCUCUAAAGCAAACUUGAUUUUUUUUCAGGUUUAGGGCAGUAUUACUUCAUUUGUUUAUGCUUGGUAAUCCCCUUUUUCUUCUGUGGACGGGGAACGGGGCUGACAAUAAAAAAUACUUUUCUGAAAUUAA